UGCAUAGAUUGUAUAUCUAUUCUCUCACACAGAUUUGCAGAUCCUCAAGAGCUUGGUCGAUUUUGAUAUCGCAAUCAUGCCGACCAUCGCCGGACAUGGAUCAUCUCCGUUUGCCGCCGCCGACGAACUCAUAGCCAUCAAAGCUCGAAGAUCCGGCGAGAUCCGAUCCACCGGCGACUCCACUCCCCGAAAACGAACAUUGAGAAGCAAUUCGGCCGCAGAAGACUGCUCGAUCGCUUCGACUCCAUCUCCGAAGCUUUGUUAUCCGACGAAAUGGAAAUCUCCUCGCCGAUGUAUCAGUGGCAGCCCCAAUGGCCCUUCAAAGGUGUUUUUGCAGGGAACUGAAUUAGAAUCAAAAUCUCGCGAAUUGUUGGUGAAAAAAUUGUCUGAAAGUUUUAUUGACAAACCGAAAUGGAAUCCGAGAGAUUUGCAGCAAAUGAGUGUGGUAAAAGAGGCAUUGCACGUAUCAAGUAUGCCCUCUAUGGUUGUUUGCCGAGAAAAUGAGCAGAAAACGGUUUUGGAGUUCUGCAAGCAAUGCAUAGAACAAGAGAAGGCCGGGAGUUUGUAUGUGUGUGGAUGUCCAGGGACCGGAAAAUCACUGUCUAUGGAAAGAGUCCACGAGUCUCUGCUUGAUUGGGCAAAGGGGGCAGGUUUUCAGCCACCUGAUGUAUUAGCCAUAAACUGUACUUCUCUUACAAACACAUCUGAAAUAUUCAGCAAGAUUCUUGGCAAAAACCAACUGCAAAAGAAAACCAACAGUGCAACUUCAGCUUUACAGCAUCUUCAGAGCUUGUAUUCUCAAAAGCAGCAAUCAACUGGCAUGAAAAUGACGCUGAUUAUUGCUGAUGAGUUGGAUUAUUUAAUAACUAAAGACCGGGCUGUGCUUCAUGAUCUUUUUAUGCUCACAACUUUCCCAUUCUCUAGAUGUAUAUUGAUAGGAAUAGCUAAUGCUAUAGACCUAGCAGACAGAUUUCUUCCAAGACUGCAGUCAUUAAAUUGCAAGCCUAUGGUAGUAACUUUUCGGGCCUACUCCAAGGAUCAGAUCAUCUUGAUUCUUCAGCAGAGGCUAAUGGCACUUCCUUACACUGUCUUUCAACCACAAGCCUUAGAACUAUGUGCCAGAAAAGUUGCGGCUGCAUCUGGAGAUAUGAGGAAAGCUCUGUGCAUCUGCAGGAAUGCAAUUGAGAUGCUAGAAGCAGAGCUGAGAGACUCUGCUUGCAAUUUGGAUUUGUCAUCAGCAGGGAAUGGGUACUCUGAUCAACGAAAAACGCCAGUUCAGGGGCUAAUAAUGCAAGAAACUGAUAUUGUGAGGGUUAACCAUAUGGCUGUUGCUUUGUCCAAGACUUAUAGAUCACCAAUAUUGGACACCAUACAGUCUCUUCCACAACAUCAACAGAUUAUACUUUGUUCUGCUGUGAAGCUUUUCAGCAGGGGAAAGAAGGAUACAACUAUAGGCGAGCUCAGUAAAUCUUACUUGGAUAUCUGCAAAUCAAUUCUAAUCCCACCAGUAGGAAUUAUGGAACUUUCAAACAUGUGCAGAGUGCUAGGUGACCAGGGUCUUCUUAAACUUGGUCAAUCUCGAGAAGAUAAAUUAAGAAGGGUGACACUAAAGGUAGAUGAAGCAGAUAUUGCAUUUGCAUUACAGAGAUCGAAGAAGAGGGAGGAGUUUGCGGCGACGACGGUGGUGGUAGAUGACAGUUUGCGACGUUUGGCCAGUGAGUUUCCAGAUCUAGAUUCGUCGGGUGCAGAAGCAAGAGCUUUUACUGGGUUUCAUCACUUCCUCAUUCUCUUCAUCUUACUGGAGAAAGAGAGGCGGAAAGGUCGGGCGGCGGAGGAGAUUGCGGAGGAAGGCAGCGAAGGAGAUUGGCAUGACGGCAGAGGAGGGUGGUGGAGAAGUGGCGCUGUGAGAUCGGCGGUGGAGGAGCGGCGGAGGAGGGGCGCUGUGAGGGUUAACCAUAUGGCUGUUGCUUUGUCCAAGACUUAUAGAUCACCAAUAUUGGACACCAUACAGUCUCUUCCACAACAUCAACAGAUUAUACUUUGUUCUGCUGUGAAGCUUUUCAGCAGGGGAAAGAAGGAUACAACUAUAGGCGAGCUCAGUAAAUCUUACUUGGAUAUCUGCAAAUCAAUUCUAAUCCCACCAGUAGGAAUUAUGGAACUUUCAAACAUGUGCAGAGUGCUAGGUGACCAGGGUCUUCUUAAACUUGGUCAAUCUCGAGAAGAUAAAUUAAGAAGGGUGACACUAAAGGUAGAUGAAGCAGAUAUUGCAUUUGCAUUACAGAGAUCGAAGAAGAGGGAGGAGUUUGCGGCGACGACGGUGGUGGUAGAUGACAGUUUGCGACGUUUGGCCAGUGAGUUUCCAGAUCUAGAUUCGUCGGGUGCAGAAGCAAGAGCUUUUACUGGGUUUCAUCACUUCCUCAUUCUCUUCAUCUUACUGAAAGAGCGAGGAUCCUCUAGAAUUUUCAAUACUAUCUACUCUCACCACCCGUCACUCGUCUCCCAAUCAGCCCAAGAAUCAGCCUUAUCCUCCUCACCAGCUUCUGUGAAUAUCGCAUCUUCUGUGAAUAUCGUGAUCUCUGCAGUGUUCCUCUGCCUCGCUUCCUCUCCCCAACACCAGCACACCUCCACCACCGCCGUCGCAACAACAACAACAACCACCCACGUUAUCAACCUCUACAUAGGAAUGGUUUCUUGCAAUUAUAGAUGCAUGUUAAACUUUUUUGAUGCAAUCCCAAGAAGAAAUAGAAUAGGAUGGCGCAGGCCGAGAGCAACAAUUUUGCCAACCAUUCACGAUGAAGGGGAUUUAGUUGUGACUAAUGUUUUUAGUCGUGAAAGUAGAAUGACUCUACGCUCACGUAUCGACUUAUUCCGAUAUGCACCUACUCAUUCGACUUAUGAGCAUGGAAGCACAAGUGGCAAUAGACAAGAUGAUUCUCACGAAGUUCAGAUGGAAGGAAAUAUCCCUCAUGUCGACCACAAUCAAGAUGUUUUCAGUGAUGAAGAUAUUCUAGAUAAUUGA
Camellia sinensis is the source of this 3019-nucleotide messenger RNA. NCBI's taxonomy places the organism in Eukaryota, Viridiplantae, Streptophyta, Magnoliopsida, Ericales, Theaceae. The record is from RefSeq and is a predicted model, not a curated record.